Ceutorhynchus assimilis (cabbage seed weevil) is the source of this 545-nucleotide messenger RNA. NCBI's taxonomy places the organism in Eukaryota, Metazoa, Arthropoda, Insecta, Coleoptera, Curculionidae. The record is from the annotation of a GenBank genome assembly.
AUGACUUUAUGGGACGCUACACAUCUUCUUAUUUGCAAAAUUCAUCAGCUGAAAGAUCUUUUUCGAAAAGUAUUUGAUACUGACGAUCCAAUUUUGCGAAAACAACGUUUAAUAUAUUGCAUUCGUUACCACCAAGAAAUUAUAGGAAUGGCCAAUAAAUUAAAUGAACUUAACAGGAAAGUAUUAGGCCAAAUGUCAUUUGUAGCGGCAAUUUCAAUGGGUUUUAUAGCUACUCAAAUAGUUGAGACUUUUUCUUUCGGUGCAGUUCUUCAUUUACUGGGAUUCUUUCUGUUAGUUCUUUUAACUUGCCUUAUUGGACAGGAAAUGCAAGACGAAACUUACAAUAUCCAAGAUUCCAUCAACGAAUCAAAAUGGGAUGAUGAUUUAAAUUUAGCUAAAGAUCUAAACAUAGUUUUAAUGCGUUGUCAAAAGCCACUUUAUCUCCAAUCGAGUCCUACGGGAAUUUUUAAUUACCAGCAACUUAUACUUGUGAGUUCGGCAAAAUGGCAUAGUUGACCUCCACAGUAAACGAUGUUUGCUUUUUG